GGAGCUGCUGCUGGAGAGAGGGAGAAGCAGUUGCCACCGCAGAAGAGCAACAGAAGUGCCACCGUCAGAGCCCCCUACAGUGUGACCAUCAGAGAGCACAGACCUGCGCUGGGCGGCGGAUAUGACCUGGGCUCAGCUGUAGAAAAUGAGUGAGGAAUCCGAGUCUCUUAACGAGGAGGAACGAAGUUCAUUUCGUCCGUUUACCCGAGACAGUCUAGCUGCUAUAGAAGCACGGGUAGCGGAGGAAAAUGCAAAGAAGAAUGAACUACAAAAGAAGAAGGAGGAGGGAGAGGGAGGUGGAUUGAAAUUUGGAAGGAAAAAGAAAGAAGCUGUCUAUAAUGACGAUGACGACGAUGAAGGACCACAGGCAGAUCCUAACUUGGAACAGGGGAUGCCCGUUCCGAACCGCCUCAUACAGCAGUUCCCCGAGGACUUGGUGGGCACGCCCCUCGAGGACAUCGAUCCUUUCUACCAUAACCAGAAG
Molecule: messenger RNA, 484 nt
Organism: Penaeus indicus
Lineage: Eukaryota; Metazoa; Arthropoda; Malacostraca; Decapoda; Penaeidae
Product: sodium channel protein para-like
Exons: 3
Source: RefSeq, a predicted model, not a curated record